Parasteatoda tepidariorum (common house spider) is the source of this 1647-nucleotide messenger RNA. RefSeq lists its product as uncharacterized. Lineage: Eukaryota; Metazoa; Arthropoda; Arachnida; Araneae; Theridiidae. The record is from RefSeq and is a predicted model, not a curated record.
UUGAUCUAACGGAAUUAGAUAUUUUAACGAUAAAGUAUUGUGAUAAGAAAAGAGGAAAAGAUAAAAUCAACUUUUUAAACAGACGCUGUUGCUUUCUCGAGUUUAGUUUUAUUGCUGAUCAGUUUCAAUCCAUUGUUGAGUUAUCAAUUUUAUACUUUGCAUUUCCUGAACAAAGAACGUUAAUUUUUUGUGCCGUGAUGUCAUCUUCCGAUUGUGAUGAUGAAAAUUCAAUAGAAAAGACAAAGGUAACCAAAUAUCAGGAAACAAAGCUAGAAACUGAUUUGAAAUUACUUCAAGUAAAAGAAACGAAUAGCAAUUCUCAAUCUUCCACAAGUGAGGAAGGAAGUACUGCUCAAAAGAAGUUUUCAGCCCAUAACCUCAGUCAUGAAGAAUCAACUAGAAACACAGAAAGACCAGAACCAUCAUUAAGAGACAUAUUUCCUUCAAAUACAGUUCCUUCAACGCAAAAUACUCAUAGUAUGAGAUCAACUACUGAAGCAGGUAAUUUUGAAGCUGAUGCAGCAAAUUGGAGGAGUUUACGAAGUCCUAAUCCAAAGGAAAAGAACGAAUCUAUUUCCGUUUCAAGUUCGUUAAGUUGGAGAGACCCCCACUUUAAAUAUGAAAGAUUGAAACAAAAUGAUAAUUCUUCGUCAAGAAAGUGGUGGAAUGAAGAUAUGAGAGAAAAUCGAUCUAGAUCUUUUGAAAACAAAUCGACGUAUAUUGAAAAUAGAGAUAAAUCAAAAAGCGGAAACUGGGCACUUUCCUGUGCACCUGAUAUUGUACUUGAUAAUGGAUUAACGGAAGUAGAACACAUUCAGAAGUGUGUGAAUGAACUUCAUGAACAAAAUGCGGAGUUGUUUGCUUCUCGUCAUCCUAAAGUGUUUCAGAAACCCAAUGGAACUAUUAGCAUUAACUGUUACACUUCUAAUUAUGAAGAUAAAGUACACGUUGCUAAAGUUGCAGAUAUAUUGGUUGAAAAAAUCGGAUAUUAUCCGUAUUGUUUUUUAUAUUUUUACGGAAAUAAGCCUUUGUACAUGAAGACAUGUGAAAAAGAAUUCUAUGAAUUUAAUGAAAAUAAUUUUAAAUUAAUUGAUUUCGAUGAAUGAGUUUUGCUGGUAGUGGACUUUAAUUGCAACAUAAUAACCAUAAUUCUAAACAUUUAUAAUUAUAUUUAAUUAACAUUUAUAAUUAUAACAUAAUAAUAAUUAUAAAUAUUUGCUUAAUUAUGUUCAAUACUAGUGAAUAUGAGAAUGCAUGAAGUUUUGAAUAGUUUAUUUUUUAAAAAGUUCUAAUUUUAAAAGUUAAUUUUUUAAAUACAUUUGUUGAAAAUGAAUUUUCAUUACUUCGCCAGAAUACGGUUUUCAGUUAAAAAUAUUUAGUGAUUUAGCAACUUAAUCAUAACAUUAAUUUUUUAUUGUUUUUGUUACUUUAUACCUAUUAAAAAGGAAUAAAAAACCUUUUUAACAGGUAUUUAAAGUAUUAUCUAAUUUCGAGUUUUCUAAGUAUAUUUUCAUGCUUUAUUUAUUUAAAAGAAAGCUUCAUUUCCAAUGAAAUUUCACAUAAUUUCAGGUGAUCUUUCUAAUAGUUUAAAAAAGUGCGAUGCACAAUAUUAAAAAAAAAGUUAUAACAAAUAUCCUUUAUAAAAUU